This is a messenger RNA of Condylostylus longicornis, 1975 nucleotides long. Its product is annotated as alkaline phosphatase. The transcript has 7 exons. Bases 56 to 1696 code for a protein of 546 amino acids. Gene Ontology annotation, biological process: dephosphorylation. Lineage: Eukaryota; Metazoa; Arthropoda; Insecta; Diptera; Dolichopodidae. The record is from RefSeq and is a predicted model, not a curated record. Gene Ontology annotation, molecular function: alkaline phosphatase activity.
AUAAAAAAAAUAUAUUAAUCAAAUUGUGAAAAAAUUUAGAAUAAAAGCACUAAAAAUGAGGACGAAUAAUAAUAAUGUGAUCAAAAAUAAAAUUUAUUUUUUAAGUUUAUUUAUAUGUUUUAUUUUAUUUGGAUUAUUACAUGCACAUUAUGAUGAAUAUAAUGAUAAUAUAGCACAUCCACGUUUAAGAUUAAUGUUAAAACAAAAUGAUAGAAUAAGAAACACACGUGCUAUGCCAAUGAUUAGCUUUGAACCUCCACCAGCUGAAGAAAGUGGUGAUUAUUGGAAUGAAGUCGGUCAAAAUACAUUGGCAGAACAAUUGAAAAAAAAUCAAUUAAAUUUAAAUAAAGCUAAAAAUAUAAUAUUAUUUUUGGGUGAUGGUUUAUCAUUACCAACAAUAACAGCUGGUCGUAUUUAUAUGGGUGGUGAAGAAAGUCAAUUUUAUUUUGAAAAAUUUCCAUACGUUGGAUUAUCAAAGACAUAUUGUGCUAAUACCCAAGUAGCUGAUUCAGCUUGUACAGCAACUGCAUAUUUAAGUGGUGUUAAAGGAAAUUAUGCCACUGUUGGUGUAUCAGCUGCAGUUGAUGUUAAUGAUUGUAAAGCACAAAAUAAUACAGCAUAUCAUGCACCUUCAAUAGCUCAAUGGGCUCAAGAGAAAGGAAUGGCGACAGGACUUGUUACAACAACAUCAGUUACACAUGCAUCACCAUCUGGUAUUUAUGCACAUAUAGCAAAUCGGUUUUGGGAAAGUGAUGAUGAUAUUUAUAUUGAUGGUGGUGAUCCAUUAUUAUGUCGUGAUAUUGCACAUCAGUUAAUUUAUGAUACAGUUGGACAUAAUUUACGUGUUGUUAUGGGAGGUGGACGUGAACAAUUUUUACCUAAAACACAAAAAGAUAUAACAGGUAACAGUGGUAAACGUAGAGACAAUAUUAACUUGAUUGAUGAAUGGAAACAAAGGCAUUCAAAAUUCAAUGCUAAAUAUGUUGAAACAAAGGAUGAAUUAUUUAAGUUAUCAAAUGACACCGAAUUUGUUAUGGGAUUAUUUGACACCGGUAAUAUGCCAUUUCAUUUGGAUGCUGAUAAUGAAACAAUACCAACAUUAGCUGAAAUGGUUGAUAAAGCAUUAAAUGUACUCGAACAUUCAAAUAAUAAAGAAAAAGGAUAUUUUUUAUUUGUUGAAGGUGGCCGUAUUGAUCAUGCACAUCAUAAUACUGAAGCAAUUAUUGCAAUUGAUGAAACAAUUGAAUUUGAUAAAGCUAUUAAAUUGGCUAGAGAACGUACAAAUGUUGAUGAUACAUUAAUUGUUGUUACAUCAGAUCAUUCACAUACAAUGUCAAUAUCGGGUUAUUCAAGUAGAAAAAAUGAUAUUUUUGGUAUAAAUAAUGGUCAAAUGGCUGAUGAUGAAUUACCAUAUGCAACAUUAAGUUAUGCAAAUGGACCAGGUUUUGAAAAGAAUAUUUUAGAGAAAUUGGGUAAACGUCGAAAUUUACGUGAAAUAAAUAUGCAUGAUAAGAAUUAUAAAUUUCCAACUAUGGUACCAUUGGAUUCUGAAACACAUGGUGGUGAUGAUGUUCCCGUUUAUGCAAGCGGACCAUUUGCACAUAUAUUCACCGGUUCUUAUGAACAAAACUAUAUUCCACAUGGUAUGGCAUAUGCUUCUUGUAUUGGUCAUAAGAAAACUUUAUGUUCAUCAUGAAUUCCAAAGUUGGAUUCAAUAUUUCAUUCAAUAAUGUGGCAAAUUAUUUUGUAAUCUUUUAAUAAUUUAAUUGAAAUAUUAUUUUUUUUGUGAAACAAAGAAAAUCGAUUAAUUAUAGAUUUUGUGUAAUAGAGAGAGAGAGCGUUUAGUAUUUAUAUAUGAAAUGAAAAUAUGAGAAUAAUUUUUUUUUUCACCCAAAGAAAUUAAUUUUGUAUGAAUGUUAUUUUUAAUGUGUAUUAUAAACAGUAAAAAAUUAAAGAUAAUUGUAUAGAAAAGUAU